ACAUUUCAUCUUAAUAUAAAUAACACUUAUGCAAGUGCUGGAAUAGACAGAAUCUCGCAAAUUUUAAAAGAAUGGAGUUUUAUAGAUCCUUCAAAACUCGUUUUAGGCGUUGAAUUCGGAGGCGUUGUCGAAGUUGUUUCUUCUAAUAAUAUUAAAUCAGACAUCGAGAGUCAACAUCUUCAACCAAUAAAUGACUCAAAUUUUAAGUUCCCUUUUGCUAAUGAACAGAUUUCAGAUCAAUGUGGAUAUUCAUCAUAUGCAUAUUGGUCAUGGGAAAGUUUAAGUAGUUUAUUAUCUACAUCAUCUUGUCCUACGAAUUUAAUAUCAUCGUCACAAUGGACCUAUGGUUUUAUUAGCAAUGCGAAACAACCAUAUCUUUACCAACAACAAAACUCUUCAAACUACUAUGUCGUUUUCUAUGAAGAUUAUCAAUCGUUAAAUGCCAAACUUGACUAUAUAAAAAAUAAUAAUUUAACAGGAAUUGCGAUUGCAGACAUCACCAAAGAUUCACAAUUGACAAAUUUUAUUUUGGGAAAUCAGUCGGGAAAAAGUGGAAUUCCAGGUUCCCCUCCACCUUCAUCCACACCCACAUCAUCUACAUCUCAGUCAUCUCCAUCUAAUGUAGGGGCAAUAGUAGGUGGUGUAAUAUGCUCCUUUAUUUUUGUUAGCGCAUUAGUGGCGGCUGGUUUUAUAUUAUAUCGAAGAAAACAUAAAAAUGUUAUAACAACUGUCGUGGCAAUGUUUGAUUUCGUGGGAAAAGAAGAAAAUGAUUUGAGUUUUAAAGCAGGAGACAUAAUUGAAGUACUUGAGAAAGGAGAUGGGCCUAAUGAUUGGUGGGUGGGUAGAUUACGUGGUGUAGUAGGUGAAUUUCCUG
Molecule: messenger RNA, 874 nt
Organism: Racocetra persica
Lineage: Eukaryota; Fungi; Glomeromycota; Glomeromycetes; Diversisporales; Gigasporaceae
Source: the annotation of a GenBank genome assembly